This is a messenger RNA of Symbiodinium sp. CCMP2592, 1065 nucleotides long. NCBI's taxonomy places the organism in Eukaryota, Dinophyceae, Suessiales, Symbiodiniaceae. The record is from the annotation of a GenBank genome assembly.
AUGUUUUGUGGCCUUUUAACCCGGCUGGACGCGAGGAGCUGCCUGCGGAGACAUUUUUUCGGGAGGCCGUGGGCCAAAAGCCUUGUGCUCUCUGCUCUCUGGCUCGGCUUCUUCCAGGGCCCGAAGGUGGUCCGCGAGGAAGACGGGCUGGAGCUCGGCAACGUCUACGAGUUCCAAGUCCGCGUCGGUGACGUCUGCCGCAUGGGACCUUGGUCCAAGUCCUCUCCUCCGGUCCGCUUCGCUUUGUCUCCGCCGGUACCUUGCGAAGGCGGAGGCUUGCGCAUUUUGGAGAAGGGAGAUCGGGCGGAGGUGAGCUGGGCACCCUUCCAGCCCGACGCCGCCUCCCAGGCUCAGCUCCCAAACCUUUCCCGGCUGCCCAUCGAGUACACGCUGAGCAUCUUUGCCGACGACGAGGGCGCCGCCAGCGACAGUGCGGAGACGCGCCGUGAGACGCGCCUGGUGUCCUCGCUGUCGACCACGUCGACGGUGUGCAGCGUGUCGAACCUCCGGCCUCUCAGCGCCUACUCCGCGAGCCUCAGUGCACGCUGGUCACGUUUCGGCAACGUGGAAAGCGGCAGCACGGCUGCUCGCGCUGCUCGGCUUUUUGCCGCUUUCGCCACCACCGGGCUGAAGGGCAGCAAGCUGACGGCCGAGCUCUCGGUGCGCCUGCCCGCGGGCUCCAACGAUUUCCACAAGGUGGGGGCGCCCACCAGGGCAUCCAUCCCAAUGGAAGGAACCGGCGUCCCGGCGGCCGUUACUCUGGACCUCGACCCGUACUAUGCACAACCUCGCUUGAACCACUACAAGCCUGAGUUUGUUCGCAAGCCCUCCUUGCCCAGCUCACGGCGAACGCAGGCGCAGGACGACUCGCCGGAAGAGCGGCCCCUAUCUCCCAAGCAGCCCACGCUGCCGCGCGUGCUGGUCCCCAUGCCGCCGCCGAAGUUCACAACCAGGGACCCGCUGUCCUUCGCCCUCCUUCAGCCGAAGCCCCCACGACCGACGGCGACUCCGCGCAGUGCCCGGGGAGCUGCCAGCAGCUCGGCCUUCCGCGCAGAGCAGUGCUGA